AAUUGAGAGCUUGAACUUUACUCAGCUGCCGUCUUGCCCCAUCUGAGACCAGAGCCAAGAUCUGCCCAGGAGCUGGAAUGCUUUCCUGAGCUGCUUGGGUUGGAGCCUGGGACCCGAGACCCAGGCAGCUAUUCCAGGAACUGGACACCAAGCACAACAGGUGUUCAAGAGGUCAUCAUGAUCAGCCCAGACCCCAGGCCUUCCCCGGGCUUGGCCCGCCGGGCUGAGAGCUACGAGGCCAAGUGUGAGCGCCGGCAGGAGACCCGUGAAGGCCGCCGCCGCCGCCCCAACGUGACCACUUGCCGCCAGGUGGAGAAGGCGCUGAGGACCCAGCAAAGAGAACAGCUCCAGAGAGCUCGACAACAGCAGUUCUUCAGAAGAAGGAACCUGGAGGUGGAGGAGGAAGGCAAGGCACGGAGCUCCCAGGCCAGGGAGCACGGUCCCUCCAGGAGGACAGGCCAGGCAACUGACCUCAAGGAACCUUUGUCUUGGGCCAAGAGGAUCUCUUCCUCCAGACAGCAGGUGGCAGGGACCAGGUCUGAGGUCUUUCCAACCCAGCAUCAUCCUCCCUCAGGUGUCCAGAGGGAUCUGGCUGACAACCUCCCCUCUCAGGCUGGGGGCCUUCCACCACAGGACUCUUCUGUCAAGAAGCCAGCCAAAUACCACCGUGGCACUCAGACAAAGGCAGAAGAAACACAGCCAACAAUCAAGAAUGAUGCCAGUCAACAAACCAAUUAUGGAGUUGCAGUUUUAGAUAAGGAGAUCAUCCAGCUUUCCGAGUACCUCAAAGAGGCCCUACAAAGGGAGCUGGUUCUAAAACAGAAAAUGGUGAUUCUUCAAGACCUACUGUCCACCCUGAUUCGGGCUUCUGAUAGCUCUUGGAAGGGCCAGCUUAAUGAAGACAAAUUGAAAGGCAAACUGAGAUCCUUAGAAAACCAGCUGUAUACCUGUACCCAGAAAUACUCCCCUUGGGGAAUGAAAAAGGUGCUACUGGAGAUGGAAGACCAGAAAAACAGCUAUGAGCAGAAGGCCAAGGAGUCACUGCAGAAAGUGCUGGAGGAGAAAAUGAGUGCAGAGCAGCAACUGCAGAGCACGCAGCGGUCUCUGGCUCUGGCGGAGCAGAAGUGUGAAGAGUGGAGGAGCCAAUACGAAGCUCUGAAGGAGGACUGGAAGACACUGGGGACCCAGUACAGAGAGCUGGAGAGCCAACUCCAUGUCCUUCAGUCCAAACUGCAGGGAGCAGACAGUAGAGACUUACAGAUGAACCAGGCUCUGCGACUUUUGGAGAAUGAGCACCAGGAACUGCAGGCCAAGAUUGAAUGCCUGCAGGGGGACAGAGACCUGUGCAGCUCAGACACCCAACACCUACAAGAUCAACUAAAGAGGUCAGAGGAGGAGAAACUCGCCCUGGUGACCAAAGUACAGCAGUUGCAGAGUCUGCUUCAGAAUCAAUCCUUACAGCUUCAAGAACAGGAGAAACUCUUAACAAAGAAAGUGCAGAGAACUGCAUUCGGAGUUAGACAACCUCAGUGACGAGUACCUCUCCUGCCUGCGUAAGCUGCAGCACUGUCGAGAAGAACUGAACCAGAGCCAGCAGCAGCCUCGCAGAGUAAGAGGGUUUCUCCUCCUGUACAGCCCUGGGCGAUGAUGGGGCAAUUCCUCCUUUAGCCAAAUCUUGCAGAUAAACUUUAUCAGCCCUUGCCGACAUGCGGCCAGCCUGUCCCAUUCAGCUUGGUUUAUACUAUACUGACAGUAUAGCAACAGUGGAAAGAAACACUGGCUCAUGCAUCCAAGCCUAAUUUUCAUGGAACUCUUGAGCCUGAAGGGAAAGACUUACUAUCAGUUAAAGUAGGAAAUGGUGUUCUUUUAGCCUACUAUGAGCAUGGUGGCAAGGACAGAGAGAGGAGAGCAAAAGUACUGAGGAAUAUGAACAGAGGAUAAUAUAAUUUUGCUGAGUUACUUUCCAGCCUUGAUUAUUCAAAUCAGUAUUUAGGUAUCUGGCCCCCUCCUUCCCUGGGCCAGUGAUCCUGGCUUACGGGCCCGUGACCACCGGUAAAGUGGUUUUAUCCCACGGGAGGUGACAAAGUGAGAGAGUGUGAUGUAAAAAGCUUUUUCUCCUCCACCAACCCAAGGUUUUCCAUUGGGCUAGAAUGGGAAGAAGGAAGAUUGUUUCUGCCUAUAUCUUCUCCAACCAACCAUGGCCUCUUUCUCUUUUCUCCCUCUCCGUCCUCACAGAGGCAAUGCAGCCAAUGGCUCCCCAUGCUGAUGAUGAUGAUUGCUAUAGCACUGGCAGUGUUCCUGGCCAACAAGGACAGCAUCAUGAUCUAAAUAAUUGUGACAGCUGCCAUGGGUGAAAAC
Messenger RNA from Equus quagga, 2358 nucleotides. It is a transcript of the gene TRAF3IP3, whose product is annotated as TRAF3 interacting protein 3. The coding region runs from base 178 to 1533 and encodes 451 amino acids. The transcript has 14 exons. NCBI's taxonomy places the organism in Eukaryota, Metazoa, Chordata, Mammalia, Perissodactyla, Equidae. The record is from RefSeq and is a predicted model, not a curated record.